AUGAAAUUUUUUUCUUUUGGCGCAAUUUUCCAAAUUCAACUCGACAUUUCUCUCGGAAGAUUCAUAUAUUCCGUACACCACACAUCCAAAUCGCCGUCCUCAGCCGCGUCACCCAUGGCGGAUUUCGAAGCUCCGUCGUUCUCUCUAGGGCUCGAUUUCGAGCUCGAUUCGCAGCCGAAUCUCACGGCGGCGCCCGAAUUUCAACCCGCUCAGAGCCUCCGGACUAUCGCCGAGGAGGAGGAUGGCGACGAUUUCGAUUCCCUGGUUUCGGGUCCGGACUUAAAAUGCUCGGAUCCACCGUUGCCUCUGAAGCGCCUCGUGCGCGGGUCCGCCGCCUGCAAAUCGACUUCGGCGGCCCGAAGUCGGAGUGUCAAGGAGGGGACGUUGUGUGAGUUGGAGGACGACGAGAUUGAAGAUUUCUCUUCUCAGGAAGAUCCGCCAGAAGAUCGCUCAAAAUCCAUAAGAUCUGUAAGCAGCAGUUCAAAAAUCCCAUUACACCAUCAUGGGGGGUUUUCCAUGCAAUCAGCUACUCAAUACGUUAGUCCUCUUAGAAGGUUCGAGAUAAUUGAUUCAGAUUCAGAUGAUCCGUCCACAACUGAACAUUUGAAGAAAGGUGUAAAAGUAAAGGCAGCUGCUGAAGAAUGUGCUCUUUCAAGUAAACAGAUGAGGGAUGAAACAUUGCAUGUGACUUUCCAGUCUGAAGACCUGUGGAAGGGUUUUUUGACAGAUGAAAAGUUUCAUAUCUCUACCCCUGCUUUAGAUGAGGUUUGUGAAGAAUAUUUUAGAUCUCUGACGGAUAGGAAUGCUGCCGUUCAGAAUGCAAAUGAAGAUGAUCACCGAAAGAGCAGUCUCACUGAGAACUGCAACAUGCAACAAAGGCAUAAUAGUUCUCUUGUACCGGCUCAUAGCUAUUUUUUCCAUAAGGAACUGAGGAUCCAAAAGCUAGUUCGUGACCGUUUGCCACACUUCUUCCCAUUGGGUGCCAAGAGUGGCCAAGGGGUCAAACAAAAUGAUGGAUCAAUCAAUUACAUAGGGCAAUUUGCUCCGAGGGGAGGCCCUGAGAGUCGAACCAACAAGGUUGCAGCCGAAGCAAUCUCUACAAAGCGAAGAAAGAAAGAUAGUCCCAAGGAGGCUUCUGAAGCGUCUAUCAGUUGGGUGAACCCCAAAGAUUCUGCUGUGGUUGCAAAGGAUGCAGGAAAGAGAAGAGUGCAUGCAGUUGGUAAUUCAGCUGGGCAUUGGCUCACAGCUUCAGAUGGGAAAAGAGUUUAUAUCACCAGAAACGGGGAAGAGCUGAGUGGUCGGAAUGCUUACAUGCUUUAUAGAAAGGAGAGCGGGUCGGGAUUUAACAAGUCAAAAAGCAACGCCACUGGUAAUAAGAAAUCCUUCGCCAAGCGCAAGAAGAGAUGACACUCCUUACUUGGUCCAGCCUAAUGCACUUGGAACUUUCAGAUAUCCACCAGUUUUGUGUUUACAUCAGCCUUGUAAAUAUCUUGUUUCUAACAAUUUAUAUAUUUUUACAGAGUUUGGAUCAAUAACAUUAGAGUAGCACU
Molecule: messenger RNA, 1550 nt
Organism: Cuscuta campestris
Lineage: Eukaryota; Viridiplantae; Streptophyta; Magnoliopsida; Solanales; Convolvulaceae
Source: the annotation of a GenBank genome assembly